GCGAACAAUACAGUCAGGAUGGCUAAAGGUGACCCCAAGAAGCCCAAGGGCAAGAUGUCUGCUUACGCCUUCUUUGUGCAGACUUGUAGAGAGGAACACAAGAAGAAAAACCCUGAGGUCCCUGUCAACUUUGCAGAAUUUUCCAAGAAGUGCUCCGAGGGGUGGAAGACAAUGUCUGGGAAAGAAAAGUCUGAAUUUGAUGAAAUGGCGAAGGCAGAUAAAGUAUGUUAUGAUCGGGAAAUGAAGGAUUAUGGACCAGCUAAGGGCAGCAAGAAGAAAAAGGACCCCAAUGCCCCUAAAAGACCACCGUCUGGAUUCUUCCUCUUCUGUUCAGAAUUCCGCCCCAAGAUCAAAUCCACAAACCCUGGAAUUUCUAUUGACGAUGUGGCCAAAAAGCUGGGGGAGAUGUGGAAUAACCUGAGCAAUAGUGAAAAGCAGCCGUACAUCACCAAGGCUGCAAAGCUCAAGAAGAAGUAUGAAAAGGAUGUUGCUGACUAUAAAUCUAAAGGAAAGUUCGAUGGUGCAAAGAGUCCUGUGAAAGUUGCCCGGAAAAAGGUGGAAGAGGAGGACGAAGAGGACGAGGAGGAAGAGGGGGAGGAGGAGGAAGAUGAAUAA
Lepus europaeus (European hare) is the source of this 615-nucleotide messenger RNA. RefSeq names its product high mobility group protein B3-like. Gene Ontology annotation, molecular function: DNA binding, bending. The record is from RefSeq and is a predicted model, not a curated record. The coding region runs from base 19 to 615 and encodes 198 amino acids. The transcript has a single exon. NCBI's taxonomy places the organism in Eukaryota, Metazoa, Chordata, Mammalia, Lagomorpha, Leporidae. Gene Ontology annotation, biological process: regulation of transcription by RNA polymerase II.